UGAGUAUAGAUUUUUCAAUAGGAAUAUUGGAGAAUGCCCGCCAUUGUCAUUUUACAACGACAUGUGCGAGGAGCAGUAGGAUCAAUAUUUCGCUAUGUCCGCGCACGCAUCUGGAGUUUUUAAGGAAGGAACGUUAGCGAAUGCUACAUAUAAACAGAAGUGAUACCUAUGUCAAGUUUACAUACUUAUAGCUACGGACUGUACCAAGAAAAGUCAAGGUAUAAAGUACCUAGAGUAAUGCAUCAUUUCAGCUGUACCGCUCUCCAGUAACGUCAGCAUCCCUCCCCGACCAUGAAUAAUCGCGUUACUGAUAUAUGUGAAAGUUGGACAUAUGGCGAAUUACUGGGAUGAAAUCACCCAUGUGUGGCAAUUUCAAAUGAUGAUAUUUCGACAGGAAAAUGGUACGCUGUCAGCGGAUCUUCUGUUAAAGAACAGUUGAGAGUAAAAUCAAUAGGGAAAACUGCAUUCUUUAAAGAGACAAGGGACAAUUAGCAGAGCGUGAGUGGAUUAGUACCAUAUGAUCUGAACAGCUUAACACGGGAUACAAAUUAGCAGUGAUGUUAGAUGAACUCUUGUUUUGUGGACGUCAGUCAUCAUUUAGGGGGCAGCGCGGUUGGAUUUUGCACUGUGUCCUGGAUUAAUCUUGCACCAUGUGCUUUACUUUUCCUGCACUGUGUUUGCCAGUUUAAGCCUCUGUUGUUUCUAUCUUUCACAAUCAGAUUUGCUCAUCUGAUUUGCAGGAUAUUUUCCAAAUUUAGUCAACAGGCUAUUCUCUGUCCAGGAAUAAUUGUCGGAUAUUGACACUGGAAAAAGGGUAUAAAACAGACGACAUAAAAAGGACAAUUCUGCCUUCAACAAGAUAUCUCUUUUGCGACAUUCCAUAAAAGGGUCACCACACGCCACUUCCGUUUCUCAUCUACCUCAACAUUCCCCUUAACCUUAAAGUGUACCAGUUUACAGAAUACCACUUAUUACCAUUAAACCUAACAUUCCAAAAAAGGCAGAAUCCUAACAUAGAGGAAAUGUGAUUUCAACCUGAGAAUUAAGUUCUUGGAAAAGGCAAUCGUAUUACUUAUCUCCGAAAUUUACAUGUUUAUCAAAUUCUUUGUGAGCAAAGUAAAAUGCAAUUAUUGUGUCUCUGUUCUUUGAAUCAUUGAAAAUCACCCUAUGGUGUUCUUGUGGAGGAUACGGAGAAUGGCGAAAUGAGAAAAGACACCUCCCCUGACAUGACACUCUGAAAGUUUUGGCGCUCUCUCGGACAUGGCUGAGAGGCGAUGAAGAAGCAAAACGUCCGGACUUUAUCUCUCAUUGUUUGUACCUUCACGUACCUCUUGGUGGGAGCCGCUGUCUUUGACGCCCUGGAAUCGCAGAACGAAAGUGACGUCAGGAGAGAACUAAAUAGCGAUGAAAUGAAGCUUAGAACUAAAUGCAAUAUCAGCUCAAAGGAAUACGAAGAUCUCAGAACCAUCAUAUGGAAAGUUCAACCCUACAAAAAUGGUCGGCAAUGGAAAUUUGCUGGUGCCUUCUACUUCUCUCUCACAGUUAUCACUACAAUAGGCUAUGGUCACAGCACCCCUCAGACCGACAGCGGGAAAAUCUUCUGUAUGUGGUAUGCUCUCGUGGGGAUUCCUCUUUGUCUCAUCAUGUUCCAAAGUGUCGGUGAACGUCUCAACACAUUUGUGACGUUUCUUCUCAAACAAAUCAAAAAAUGCUUCAGGAGAAAAAAUUGUGAAGUUUCGCAGACAAACCUAAUUAUGGUAGCCUGUAUUUUGUCCUGUUUAUUUUUGACCGUGGGGGCGGUUGUUUUUACCUACUACGAAGACUGGUCGUAUUUAGACGCCUUCUACUAUUGUUUUAUCACGCUGACCACCAUUGGAUUCGGUGAUUACGUGGCAUUACAGAGCAACAAUGCGCUGCAGGACAAUCCACAAUAUGUGACUUUUAGUUUGAUAUUCAUUCUCUUUGGAUUAACGGUCAUCUCUGCAGCAAUGAACCUUUUAGUAUUAAGAUUUUUAACGAUGAAUACCGAAGACGAACAAAGGGACGAGUUAGAAGCAGCUGCGGCUGCGCAGACUGCAGUACGAUUGGAAGGUGACGUCAUAACUUCCAAUGGCAAUGUUGUAUCAGGUGCUCAAGAAAAUCCAGAAUUAAAUGACGUUACGUCCGUGUGCUCAUGUUCAUGCUACAAUCUGCGGAAGAAUAAAAACCGAUACACAGUUACUCGGCUUCCAGGGAAAAUUUCGCAUCUUUUACCGAUGCACAGUGUCAGUUCUGGCAAAGACGAUAACUUUAUGUCAGACGUCGAGUCCAAUUCAGUCUUACAUUUUCAACAUAUUAAUUCAAAAAGGGCAUCGGUAUAAAUUUACAUUUGAAGACUUCAUAUCACAAAAAUUGAGUGGGGAAUUAUUUAAUAUAUAUUUUUACACUGGUACUGAAAUGUGUGCGAAAAUUAUCCAGUUAUCGUUAUCAUAUCAUGUAACCAUUCAGCCAGAUUCUAUUUUUGCAUUCUUAGUAUGUUGACCUUCUUAAUUAUAUCCUAGAAUGUAUACAGAGAAUUGCUGACGCUUUGGGAGACGGUUGCGAUUGCGUACAUAACACGGUGACGUGUAAAUAUUUAUGGACAAACGUGUAUUGCUCUAUAUUUACCAGUAUCUUAUUAAAUUAACGGCCAUCACCAUGAUUUCUAUUUUUAAACAUAAAUUGUCUUUGACCUGUCGGGAUAUAUAAAUAUUACACAAACUAUAGUGAAGAGAUCAUUGAAUUGUAGUUAAUGCGUUGUCAAAACUCAAGGGAUACAUAUAUGUAUUUGAAUAUCUUUCUAUACAGUAAAAAUUAAAAAAAAAAAAGACAAAACGCUUCUAAAAACUUUAACAAUUUGAGGAAAAAAUAAACUGAAACUGUGUUGAUCUCUCCUGUAACUCACUGCGGAUUUUGGGAAUGAAAUUAUGUUCGUGAAAUAUCCCCCUUUAGAAUUUAAUCUGACUUCCUGGUUUAGAUGUUUAAAGAAAAUGCCAGAAUUAAAAUAGGUUUUAAUAGCUGUUUUCAAAAAACGAAAUAUACGUAGCUUUCACGUUUGUUUCAAAAUUUUGUUUCCAUUUACCUUUUGCAAGUUUUUGCUUCACUGUUUAUGAACACUUUUUUCUCCAUUUUAUAAUACUCCACGUUUCGUUGUUAUUUUAUAUAUUGCAAUAUUCUUUACUGGUCGUUAUGAAUGGUGGGAGUUGAUGAAUUGUUACAGCAAUAAGAGUAUGUGUGCGAUAGCAAGCCGGAAUUGAAUGACUGAAACGUUUUUUUUUCUGUAUGUUCUUGUUAAAUUAGUGAAAAGUAGAACCGUUAACUGUGUUAAUGACAUUAAGAGAAGGCUAAUUAAUGAUAUUUUGUAACAACGCCCUAUGUAUCAAAUAUAUUCUUAAAUUUAGAUAGUAUGAAAAGUUUCUUAUAUCAAAGGGACAUAUGACGGUGAUUUUUUUUUUUUUUUUUUUUUGGUCUCUGAUCAUUUCUUCGAUCCAUUGAUAUUAUGAUAUCCUGUAUCUUUUGAACUGGGUAUUCGCUGGUAUGUUGUUUCUAAUUUCAUUGUGACAUAUGGCAUCCAAAUGUUGCAGACUAAGAAUAUCAAAGAAGAAAACAAGUGAGAUGGGUAAACACUGUUCAUAAAUAAUACUUUAUGUCCAUAUCUUCAUGAAGGAUAUGGUGAUAGUUUCAAUAUACUGAUAGUUUAUGUUCAAUAUGUCGGCCAUUUCUUCUUUCAACUUUGAUAAGAAGAACCAGGCACUGUAGGUAAUGAUUCAAUUCUUGACUAAAAUCGUUACGGGGUAAAGAAUUUUUAAUACUUGGUUUAGAAUAAACAUUUUUAUAAUCAAAAUAUAAGCAGAAUUUCUUUUUGGGAAGGGUUUGUAUUUCUCGUAUAUGUUUUUUUUUCAAUUAUCUGAGAAUGCUCCGUGUUCAAGACUGCAUGACUCAUUAAAGGUAAAUAUGCAGUACAAUUUUGUGCAUUUUAUCUAUAUAGAUAAUUAUCAAAUAAUUCACUCACUUAUUUAAUUUUUUUCCAAGAAAACCUUUGUUUUAUAAUAUUAACGUAGGAAGAAUAAUAUUGCCCUUUACAAAAAUUUAGAUUUUUUCAAAUUAAAUUUGUGUAUAUGACAAUUUAAAUGGAAAAAUUCUAAAUAUUUGUAGAAGACAAUGUGGAUGCUGAAUAUUGCAUCAUAUUUUUUUUUUUUUUUUGACCUUGUACUGGUAGUGCGUAACUUUCAAGUUAUGAAAAAUGUUAUUAAUAAUUUUGUCUGUGAUUUUUAUUUAUUGUUAGAUUAACCUCUUUUCCUAAGCAGGAUUUUGAAAUGUGUCCUUCUUCCAUAACCAUAACAUGUGUGAACAAGGGCUGAACUUUUUCAUAUUUUUUGAAAUCAAAUAAAUUUUUAUACAAAGUUGCUGAA
Messenger RNA from Saccostrea echinata, 4430 nucleotides. Its product is annotated as two pore potassium channel protein sup-9-like. The transcript is spliced from 3 exons. Bases 1275 to 2360 code for a protein of 361 amino acids. Gene Ontology annotation, molecular function: potassium ion leak channel activity. Gene Ontology annotation, biological process: stabilization of membrane potential; potassium ion transmembrane transport. The record is from RefSeq and is a predicted model, not a curated record. Gene Ontology annotation, cellular component: membrane. NCBI's taxonomy places the organism in Eukaryota, Metazoa, Mollusca, Bivalvia, Ostreida, Ostreidae.